Molecule: messenger RNA, 2129 nt
Organism: Monopterus albus (swamp eel)
Lineage: Eukaryota; Metazoa; Chordata; Actinopteri; Synbranchiformes; Synbranchidae
Gene: xiap
Product: X-linked inhibitor of apoptosis
Exons: 8
Biological process (GO): positive regulation of protein ubiquitination; positive regulation of canonical Wnt signaling pathway; regulation of cell cycle
Cellular component (GO): cytoplasm; nucleus
Molecular function (GO): ubiquitin protein ligase activity; cysteine-type endopeptidase inhibitor activity involved in apoptotic process
Source: RefSeq, a predicted model, not a curated record
AAGUGGUCAGGUGGGGUGCGCCGAGGACGUAUAGAAAAGAUCGCUUCGCAUUUUUACUUCCUGAAAGCGAGGUCAUAUAAAUAAGUUGUUUUCCUUAUCAGCGGUGUUCACGCCCAAGACGUACUGAAGAGACAGAAGAACUGACUGUAAGACAUUCUGUCCAUCAAGUGAGCCCACUCAGCAGUUUACAGCCUGUUCAAUCAUGUCCAAUUUCAUGCAAGACACUAAUUUGGAGACAGACCACUCAGUUGAUUUUUCUUUAAUGGACAGUCGCCUGGAGUCAUUCUGUGGUUCCAGCCUGGCCCAGAAGGUGCCUGCAGAAAGACUGGCCCGGGCCGGCUUCUACUUCACUGGCUCUGGUGAUCGUGUCCGUUGUUUCAGCUGCCAGAAGACUGUGGAAAACUGGCACAGGGAAGAUGUGCCUGUAGUGAGGCAUAAAGAGGUUUCCCCAUCUUGCAGGUUUCUCAGCUGCACCCACCGUACCAGUUUUAAUCCAGGUUCUUUUGGUUCACUGAUUAAUGGUUCUGUCUACGAUGAAGAAGCAGAGGACAUGGAAUAUCGUUUGAGAACAGGAGAGGUGGUUGAUGAGUCCACCUACCCUAUGGCUCCUCAUAUGAGGAGUGAGGAGGCCCGACUGCAGACCUUCUCUCUGUGGCCAUCCACUGCACCUGUGAGGCCCCGUGAUCUGGCCCAAGCUGGCCUCUACUACUUGGGACAGAAGGACAGGGUGCAGUGUUUCUGCUGUGGUGGCAUGCUGGGUGGCUGGGAAGCAGGUGACACUGCGUGGAGAGAACAUACCAAACAUUUUCCCAACUGCUUUUUUAUCCUUGGGCACGAUGUGGGCAACAUCCCAUUACAGGGGGCUACAGAGGAGAUGGAGUGGGCUAGUGGACAACGUGGAAACACUCAUGUCCACAUGGGGAGUUUUGAGGAGAGGGUUGGUAGUUUUACAGGUGUCCAGCACCCUAUUGACCAUGAGAGACUUGCCAGAGCUGGCUUCUACAGCACAGGGACGGGAGACAAGGUAUUGUGUUUUCACUGUGGUGGAGGUUUGAAAGGCUGGCAGCCUGAGGAAGACCCUUGGGAAGAACAUGCCAGACACUACCCUGGAUGAGCAUUCCUGUUAACAGAAAAAGGACAAGGAUUUGUCAACAGCAUCCAGCUACAAGAUCCACGAGGAAAUAGACCUACCUCAAGUCAUCAGAAUGGAUUUUCAGGAAAUAGAAAUGAGGUACUGCAGUCUGCCAUGGCUCAGAAAGCCAUAGGGAUGGGUGUAGAGCCCAGCGUGGUGGAGAAGACCAUCUUGGAGAAGAUCAGUAAGACGGGCUCAAGCUACUCCAGCCUGGAAGCGCUUGUGGAGGAUUGCCAUAACAACACACCAGAGAGUGAUGCUAUCGGUACAAAUAAGGACCCAUUGGAGAAACUACAGACGCUGCAGCGGGAAAAACAGUGUAAAAUAUGUAUGGACAGAGAUAUUGGUAUUGUCUUCAUUCCAUGUGGUCAUUUGGUCACUUGUGAGGAGUGUUCAAAGUCGCUCAUUAAGUGUCCAAUCUGCUGUGGAGCAAUAAAGCAGAAGAUCAAGACCUAUAUGGCUUAAAGGAAUCCCAGUCUUGCCAACUUCAAUGCUGCUUUCUUACUAUCUUUAUGAUAUUGUAUUUUAAUAAUAAAUGUAGAUAGCUCAUUAUAUAUUUAAGGACCAUUUUCAUUGUAUGAGAAUGAGUAAAGAAAAUAUUUGACAACACUAUAAUACGCAGAAGAGACUGUAUAAUUAGCUGAUGUUGAUUCUGGACUACUGACACCUGUAAAUAAUACUAAGUGCAAUUUCCUUUUUGCACACUUUCUUGCCAGAGGUGCCUUUUUUUUUUAAUUUAGCACAAUCACACUAGUCAUGGGAUGUAAUCAUUUAAUAUCAUACAGUUAUAAUAGUAAUUUUGCCCAGUGUACUCAGUGUUUUACUUUUAUUUUCCUUCAGUGUGUGCUGUUCUGCAUUUAUAAAGGUAAAUCCAUUGAAACCUUGCAUUAUAACUGACUUUAGGGCCUGUAAUUAAUCAUUGUGGUGCGAAAUUAUUUUACCAUUCCAUUAUGGUAACUGUUGUGUCAUCAGGAGUGAAUAAAUUUUAAUAAAUUGA